AGCGUGUGGCCCAAACUUCCAAGCUUUCCUCGGUCUCCUUUUUGGCGUCAUUGGUCGGAGCCAUGGCUGGCGAGGCAAAAGGAUCCAUGGCCAUCUUCGUCAUCUUCGUUCUCUCUCGAGCAUUGCACCCGAUGGUCAUCGACUAUUCCAAGGUCGAUGGUCAGAUGUUAUACUCCAAGAACUCCCCAGCAGUGAUGAGUCAGCUCUUGUCUAUGAUCUUCGUGAACUUCUUGGCUUAUAAGGAUGAAGGAUGGAAGGGCGUGAAGGACUGCUGGGCUAUCCCUGCAGGCGCUUCGAUCUUCAUUGUCAUUGGCUUGUGGUAUGCCUUCGGAGACUUCUUGGAGAUGCUCUCCAUGGGUGCCAUGACAGGCGGGGUCUAUCAGCUGUUGUUGCAGUCCAAGUUGCUCAUUACAGCAGUGAUGAUGAAGCAGCUGAAGGGCACCUCUCAAAGUGAGCUGCAAUGGAACGUGUUGAUCGCCGCGACCUUGGCCAUCAGCGCCUUCGUCAUGGUGGAUAGUGGCUCGGGCGACGACGACUCGGGCAUCCCCUUGAUGGGCGUGGCCAUGGUGCUAUUCAAAGUUGGAGUCUCCUGUUAUGCGGCGGUCUUGUCCGAUGCCAAGUUGAAAGGCUUCGCCUCGAUGUCCAUGUCGGCCAAGCUCUCAUUGAUGUCCCUUGCGCGUGUGAUCGCGUCCAUCGGCAUCGCAGUGGUCAUGGAACCGGAGGCUCAGCCCUCCUAUAAGUGGGAGGCUCCAGGGUUCUUCAACCAUUGGACCUUUGCCACGUGGAUUGUCACCAUCUCUUUCACCACUAAGUCGCUGAUCACUUUGUACCUGAUCAAAUCCUUGGACGCCAUCCAAAAGAAUGUGGGUGAGGCCCUGGCGGUGAUUGUGAUCUUCUUGGGGCAGAUUGCCGCGGGCUCCUCGGUCUUCGACUUGUGCGCCUUCUUGCUCGCAGUGCUGGUGGUGAUUUUGGUGCGUAUCUAUGGUCUCGCUGGUAAGGCCAAGCCAAAGGAGCCGGCGGGCCCCACCCCGGUCGUGAAGGCCGUUGGCAACUCUCCAGUUUGAACCAGGACGUUCUGAAAAAAGCAUCAUAAGGGGUGAUGCUGGUCCUGCGGUUCAUUGUUUGAAGUUGGCCUCGCGGCCGAAAAGGAUUCCUCCGUGUCCAUCCGAGGGUCAUGCCGGGCCCUGUUUCUUGCCAUCUCCCAGCUAGCUUGAAAAGGAAACAUUGUUUCUUUUGAAUGCUCC
Durusdinium trenchii is the source of this 1244-nucleotide messenger RNA. Lineage: Eukaryota; Dinophyceae; Suessiales; Symbiodiniaceae. The record is from the annotation of a GenBank genome assembly.